CGUGUCCGUUGUUCAACCCGGUAAGGAUUAUUUUUAUACGUAGCGGCGUAAUUCCAAAGCCAAUAGGGGUGUUGUUCGGCCCGUACACAACCAUUAAUUUGUACGUAAGGCAAAGAAGGUUUUCUAAAUCGCAACAGAUUCAUCACUUUGUUUGAAAUAAACAUUGAUUUGAAAAAGUUACUUCCGAAAUAUGGCAGAAUGGAAGUACGACCUGGCUCUUGUGAAAACUCUGACGGAUAAAAAGAUUAGAGAACAGACAUGGUACAAGGAGAGACUGAAGACCAAGUUCAUUAAGUCCAAGAAGCCAGGUGAUGUUUCUAAGACGCUGAGUGGAGGUCGUUGGCAGUUUCUUCUUCAAGGGCUGGAUGACUUCAGAGAUGGACUGCCUCCCAAAGUAGAAGAUUCUAUUGUUGUCAAGGGUACCAAGGGAGAAAUUGAACCAAACAUCCACGGAGAUACAACAAUGAAGUACCCCAAGACAGAGUCAGUGAACCGUCACCGAUUCACCGAGGAAGAGGUGGCUUAUCUACGGACCCUCCCACUACAACAACAGAGGAGAGAUCACAUCAAUGAGAUGGAGUAUGGACUGUUACAACAUCCUCUAGCUCUGUAUCCACAUCUGGAAGAGAGUAUGCCGCCUGAUAUCUUUGAGGAUGUUGUUGAGAUUUUGGACCCGGAGAUGAAUCUUGACAGCGAAGCAGAAGAUGAAGACGAUUUUGAAGAAGGUUUGACCAACUCAUACGGAGAGACUGAUCCCUCAGAGGAUAAGAAUAGGCCAGCUUCAGGGUUAUCAGAUGGGUCAUCAAGUGAAACCAAGGUCCGCAAUCCGUACCGCUGGCUCCCUCGCAAAGAGGAACAACAAAAGGAAGAUCGCAAAGCCAACCGAAGACGAAGUGAAUCACCAUCUCAGGAUGAACAUAUCAAGGAUGUCACCAAGGAGUUCUGUGAUUGGGUGUCUGGUCUGGGAGGAGACAGUAACAAUGUAGAGGAGUCAACCAUACAUAGUUUAUUUGCCAGUGGAUAUGAGACAAAGCCAGCGUUGUCCGUUCCUAUUCAUGUUGUGGAAUUGACCAAUGUACCACCAGAGUUAAGAAUGUCAGCGACGGUCUCACAAGAAGAGUUGCCAACUCAGACUUUGGAACAGGUGGAGAAAACACAGAAACAAUUGUAUGGUGGUUACCAGCCAAGUUGGUUGAAAAUGAAGUAUGGUGCCUGGUACUUGGCUCCUAAGACGUGGAGCAGACGGAGAAAUGACGAGCCUCUGGAGGAUCCCAAAGCGCUGAAGGAUAAGGAGAUGUCUGAUUCUAAGAAGAAGAGUCUUGCAAUGGAUGAGCAGCUAGCACCACUGCAUGGAUCCAAGUCAUUCAAGGAAUUUGUGGAGAAGAAGGCAACCAGGAUGCCAGAGUUUUUGGAUCGAGUUGCCCAGUUUCAAGCUCAAGCAGAGGCAGAAGAGUUGGCUGCAGCGAGGUCAGAGAAAGGUCGUGAUAGUUCACGGGAGAUUGAGGCCAAGUGAUAUCCUAUUAAACAAGAUGCAGUUAUACAAACAAGUGCAAUGUAGUUUUUAUAUAAUGUUGAAUGGUCGAGAAUGUUUUUUUUGAUAAUGUUAAGGACAUGAGCACAUGUACCAAGAAUAUUGGUUCAAACGUCAAGUGAACUUGAAGGGAUUAAGGAAUUGUUUUUAUAGUUCAGACUUUAUAUUGGCCCCUUCAUUGUACCCCUUCAUUUUUUGUUAAUUUGAGUUUCCAUAAUCUCAGUUUUGUCUUCCAUGGUUAUUUGAGGACUUUAAAAGCUAAGCGAAUAAUUCAGGAUGUAACAUUUUGUUUCUGUCUGGGCAAAGCAAAACUGCUACCCUAUUUAUGAGAUUAACAAUUGGGUCACUUUUGAAACUUCAAAUUUAUUGUCAUCAACUAGGCCUAGAGCUUUCCAUGUAAAAAUGUAAAUAAACAAAACAAUUGUACAAAUUAGAGAAAGUAAAUAAAAGACUUUUGUCGAAAAGUAAAA
This is a messenger RNA of Patiria miniata (bat star), 2001 nucleotides long. Its product is annotated as protein FAM47E-like. The coding region runs from base 191 to 1513 and encodes 440 amino acids. The record is from RefSeq and is a predicted model, not a curated record. The transcript has 8 exons. NCBI's taxonomy places the organism in Eukaryota, Metazoa, Echinodermata, Asteroidea, Valvatida, Asterinidae.